Triplophysa dalaica is the source of this 6378-nucleotide messenger RNA. RefSeq names its product NAC alpha domain containing (gene nacad). Gene Ontology annotation, cellular component: cytoplasm; nascent polypeptide-associated complex. Bases 275 to 5794 code for a protein of 1839 amino acids. NCBI's taxonomy places the organism in Eukaryota, Metazoa, Chordata, Actinopteri, Cypriniformes, Nemacheilidae. The record is from RefSeq and is a predicted model, not a curated record. The transcript is spliced from 9 exons. Gene Ontology annotation, biological process: protein targeting to membrane.
CAGAUUGGGACGGGCUCUCUCGUAAUCAGAUAGAAUACUGCAGCUCACGCUCAGAUAUCCCAUGCUGUUACCGGUGUGGCUUUGCAGCCCCCUCUCUCUCACACGCACGUAUCCUCACUGGCAUAAAUGCAGACGCACUGAACACGGAUCUUCUUGCGCACGCACUGGAAGGCAUCUGAGGAGGCAACAGCCUACUCUCAUUUCUCUCUACUGCGUUCGCUGGCUCCUGUUGGCUGGUUUUUAGGGAGUGCGUCAGAGGCUGUGGCACACGGAUAUGCCUGGUGAGACCGCACAUCGGAGCGGCCCCUCGCAGGGCCUUGUGGACUCCGGAGAUACACAGUCAGAGCUACUGGGACCAGAUCUGUCUGGUCAAACAUCCAGCUCUUCAGCCUCAACUCCAACUGACAGCGCCUCCAGUCCUUCUCCUAGCAGCCCUCCCAAAGUCUCCCCACUCUAUACACCAUUUGGUCCCCGUCUGGUAAUGGCCAAACCAGCCACUUCUCCUCGUCCACAGCCUGAGGGUGCAAGCUUUGAAUUAGAAGGGUGGUCUGGAACCAUCAGCCGAUCAACAGGCCGGUUCGGUAGAGGAGCCUGCAGACGAGGUCCUGUGAAAAUGGAACGGAUUAAAGUCCUAACUGGAGCAGAAAUAGAAAGUGACUUUCAGGAACCAGAGACCAUGGACACAAGGGUAGUAAUGGGGCAAGAGGCGCUACUGAAAAAUAUGGAAACACAGGGUGGAAUGCCACUAGGAAAACAAAGAGUCCAAGAAACAAUUUCAGGUGACCAGACCUCAGAACCUUCUAAAAAAGGUCAAAUGGGACUUGAUGAGAAAGCAAAACUUGACACUGGUCAACUGAAUCCCAUUGUGAACCAGGUCAUAAGUUUGCCUUCAGCCUCAGAAUCUGAGAGAAUUAUUGGUCAGCUACUUGAAUUUCCAGUCCUAGAGCCCAAAGUAAAAGGUGCAGAUUUGAUCGACAACAGCAUCCUUUUCACAGACAAUGAGGGAGAGCCUCUGUCUUUAUCUCAGGGUGAAGUGCCUUCCUUGUCAUUUUCAGAGCCUACCUAUGUUGUUGACCCACAACGCAUUGGUCUCCUCCCAGGACUUGAUCCUGACCGCUAUUAUACAGCACCUUCUACUCCUAUUAAGAUGGCUUACUGCUCACAUCUCAAACAACAAUGGCGACCAGGCAGCCCGAGCCAAAGUCCCGGUUCCCCAACUGAUGAGUCUGACCUGUGCUCUCCUCCUACCUCCCCCUCCGGCUCCUACAUCACAGCUGAGGGCGGCAGCUGGACCUCCUACACCUCUAGCACCUCCCACUCCUGCUCCCCGAAUCUAACAGCAGAGGCAGAGCUACAAGAAGCUCCUGCUUGCUAUGUCGGGUCCCUCUCAGAGAUUGGAGACGAAUUUGGGGAUGAGCGAACUGGGACUGAGAGAGAAACUUGCCUGUGUAAACCAAACAUACCAGAAUUGUUAGAAGAUGUUGCCUGUGAGGUGGAGAUGCUUACAAGAGAAACAUCCAAGCCUUGUUGGGUAACAGAACAUGACAACACACAUGCCAACAGGACCAGACACACAGAGUGCCAUGAGGAGGCAAGGCUGCCUGGAGGCUCUCGGGGGUCAACAGAGAUCCAGAAACCCCCUGAUGUAACCCAAGCUUUUAAUGAUCCAGAUCAUAGUCUGAAACUGGUUUUUAAUGCAUGUGUGUCAGAUCCCCUUGAAGGCCUGAACCCCACUUUGACAACAGAGGAUAAUGAAACAACUGCAACUGCACUCGACACUGGCAGAACAACCCCUGUCUCCCUCUCGUCAGAGACAGCAGAUAUAGACAGUAACAGCUUUAACCUUGACACAGGUUCCUUUGCUCCUCUGUUCCAUGGGUACUCUAUGGAGGAUGGACCUGGGGGUGAUCCAAUGAUUCCUGCUUCUAUGCUGCCUUUCCAUGGAAGCCUCAUAUUCCAGGCAGAUUCCGUGGAAAUAACCCUGUUCCCUACAGAAGAUGACACUGGCAAUGAAGAAGAUGCAUAUGCUGCUGGAGAGGAGGAAGCAGAUGUAGAUGAGUAUGAUGAUGAAGAGGAUGAAGACUGUGGUUGUGAUGAGGAUGACAAAGAUAAAGACAAUGCUGCACAACAGCAAGAGGCACCUUGGAGGGGUGAAAGGACAGUGGAAGACCCCAAUGAGGAUGACACAUCAGCAUCUUUCCUCAACUCACUUUCAGAGAACUCAAUAAAUGAGGGAGUAGAUGAGUCCUUUGCUUAUAAGGAUGACACUGAGGAGUCAAUUGAUUCCACAUCUUACAAUGAAGAUGAAGAUGACCAUCUGUAUAGCACAGAGAAGCACGCUGAACUUGCCCAAGCAUUUCCUGGACCAGAUGAAGCAGUGCAGUCAGUAAGCCAUGCCAAACCAGAAUCCAUUGGCAGUGAGAGUGAAAUGGAGAUAUCCUCUGGAUCACCUGAGCCUCUGAAUGUAGAUUUGCAGGGACAUGUACCAGACUGCAGUGUUCAUGAUGAAAGUGUUAUAAAAUCACAAAGCACAGAAACAGAAUCACUGAAGGGUGUGCUUUUAGAGGAAGUGACAGCAAAGAAUAAAGUACACAAGGAAGGCAACCAGAGUACAGAUGCUUCAACAGUCAAAGUCACUGAAGAGAAAGGACAGCUGACCAUCAGUGAUCCAACAUCGUCAGUUGAUCAAGACAAAGCAAUGGAACAAUAUAGUAGAGCAAAUUUCUGUGUGGCAGGUGCCAAAGUAGCUGAUAAGUGUAAUGAAACUAACGCAGAAGAUAAGCAGGAACUAGAUCAGAAAAAUGGAAAUAGCAUUGAGUUUAUGGAUACAUCUUCACAGCUGGCUGAAACAGCAACCAAUGACCUAAACAAGGGAGUUCCUCAACUGACAUAUCUUGAUGAAUGUAGUCCCACAAACAUUCCAGUCUGCGCUUAUCCUGAACUGUCCGAUGUACCAGAUAAUUUAACUUCAACCGAUGUUUUACCAUUUGAAAGAUCCAUAAAUCAAGAUAAUCUGACAGAGAAUCAGCCUGGCAAUGAUGAUCUUAUCCCAGGCUCUCAAAAUAUGUCCUGUUUCACAUACAGCACACUUGUUAUUUCACCAAAGAAAGAGAACUCACAAAACAGCAUGAUCGAAAAUGAGCUUUACUCUGAGGGUUGGACACCUCUCUCAAGAGAUUCCUUGUCCUUGGGCGAAUGCUGUGACUUUGAGGCUGAGAAUCUGCUUAUGUGUGAGUUGGCCAGAUCAGUGCACAGUAAGGGUGUGUCUGUAGCUCAUAACAUUGCUGCUGGGGAUGACAUCAUGGGUGAUGAUGAGGACAACAAUACUUAUUGUGACCUCCAAGAGAAGAUGGCAGACAUUGACGUUGGUGGUGUUGAGUCAAACAUUGCCAGUUGGAGAUCCAUCCAGGAUCUUUCAGAGGCAGGAGGUGGUGAGGAUGAUGCAAAUAACCUUCAAAAUCCAGACAACAAUCAACUUAUUCAUUGCAGUUCUGAAAGGAGUCUGGUGGCAUCGUGGAAUGAUCCAGAAACUGGUUCAUCCAAACUUAUGAUGAAUAUGCUUUCAGAUAAUGGAAAGGAGGUGAAAGAUCCGACUCAGAACACAGACUUUAACAUUCCAGAGGACACACACAGAGAUGAAAGUGAUGAAAUAUCUUCCAAGCAGAUGCCCCAGGAUGUACAGUCUUGUCAAAGACCUGAGAAAGUUUCAUCAUCAGACAUUUCCAAAGUAGAUAUUUCUGAAACUACUACACCAAUGACUAAGACAGUAAUUUCAGAAAAUCUUGGUCCUGUUUUAGAUCAAUAUCAUGCAAACUUAGCAAACACUAACUCUGUCAAUGAAAACAAGCUCAUAUUCAACUUACAAGGAGGAUCAUUCGGCACAUUUACCCCCAGAAAGAAAUCAACUGAAUUAAAGAUUCCUGGUUCAUCAGAAGCUACAAAACAACAUAAAGAGACACCUUUACGUUCCAAUGACAAGACUCCUGAAGCUGUAGGAGAAAAAGUAAAGCAACCAGAGGCAAAAAUAAAAAACGAAGAGCUUAAUGAUGAAGGUAAAACAGCUGUGAAACAACUCCAUGGGCAAGAAACUAUAACGGACCCCAAAGAUCAGAAGAGAGCUGAAAUUGUCUCGCAUAUUGUAGAUGACAAGGAAAUAAAAACAUUUCAGAAGACAGAGGUACAAGACUUUACAGACAAUGUUCCUUUUCUGGAGAGCAACAAACAACUUUCUGAUGCUGAAAGAGAUGAUGGAACGCAAAAAACAACUAUGCAAAAUGCUAAUUCAAGUCAUGGCACCAAACCAAAGGUAUUGUGUGCCCUUGAAAACAACAAAGCAGAUUCAGGCUCAAAGGAUAAAAAAGCGAUCCAGCGCAAAGAGAGGGAAACUAAAGCUACAGCGAGUCAGUCAAAAGAGAUGAUGCAAAAAGUGGAUGUCUCUAUAGCAGAGAAACCUGAAUCUCUUCAAACCCAAAAACAAUCAAUUUUUCACUCCUCUGACUCUAGCUUUAUUGAUCGAAGAGAGUCUGUGGUCUCAACAAAAACAACAGUCCUUACAAAGCCUGAUGCUCAAGAUCUUUCAGACAGUGUAGCUGGUUUGAGAGAAAGCACAAGAGACAUCAAUGACAAUCAUGUAGGGCGCUGUCCAUCACUCAAGGUGGAGGUCUCCCCAAAACGUGCAUCCUCAGAUGUCCAGGAGGAGGACCUUUCUACCCCUAUACAGGAGUCACAGCCUACACAGAACGCGUUUGAAACAUCUGCUGUCUUCUCUCACAUUCAGCAAGCUUCAGACAAACCCAUUCAGCCUGACCCUCGUCCUCUUCAACCCACAAGAAUUAGCAGAAGGGAAUUCUCAGCUUGGGAAUCAGAACAACCACCAACUUUGCUUCCUAUUCAAGACACAUACCAUCAUGAGGGUAACAGAACAAGCCAUGCCAAGACAUGCAGACAUGAAAACCCUCUAGUGUGUAAAGGACACCUGAAAGAGCCGUCCCAACCUACAACAUCUAUUGGACAAAGAGGCAGUACUGAGACAGCUCAGAGAACGUUGAAUCAGUCAGAUGAAAGGGAGCUCCUACCGUACAUCAGUCCAAGACCAGACUACUUGGCAAAAACUCAACAGGCCCAUGCAGAGCGCCACAGUAAAGAGCAAGAUUUGUGUCCAAUUAGCUACAGAUCAAAAGGCUGUGAUGACGUGGGUCUCUCCUUCAAAAACAACAUAUGUUUAGGUAAUGAAACGGAUAGUGACGGUUCAGUUCCCGCGCUAGAGGAACCCAGUGGACCCAUGCUAAGACCCUCAAACCCACAGUUACCACAUUCUCCUGCGGAUGAAUCAGUGAGCAAGGCUAAGCAGAGUCGAAGUGAGAAAAAAGCACGGAAGGCGAUGUCAAAGCUCGGGCUGAAACAGAUCCAUGGAGUGACACGCAUCACAAUUCGGAAAUCCAAGAACAUUCUCUUUGUUAUCAGCCGUCCAGAUGUGUUCAAAAGUCCUGCAUCAGAUAUUUAUAUAGUGUUUGGAGAAGCCAAGAUCGAAGACCUGUCACAGCAGGUACACAAAGCAGCGGCAGAGAAAUUUAAGGUUCCCCUCGACCCCUCACCUCUGCCGUCUGACAUCACACCAAGUCUGACCAUAAAGGAAGAGAGUGAGGAAGAAGAGGAGCUCGACGAGGGAGGGCUUGAGCAGAGAGAUAUCGAGUUGGUUAUGGCACAGGCUAAUGUGUCUCGAGCUAAAGCUGUCCGUGCAUUGCGCCACAAUAAGAACGACAUUGUCAACGCCAUCAUGGAGCUGACCAUGUAGAAGAGGAUUAGACAUCUUCUCCCUUUUCGUGUUUUCCCUUAAAGGGACAGUUCACCCAAAAAAAGAAAAUUCUAUCAUCUUUUACUUACCCUAUAGCGGUUUCAAACCUGUAUAAAUUUCAUUGUUUUGCUGAACACAAAGAAAGAUAUUUGGAAGAUUGUCAGUAAUCAAAACGGAUCUGACCCUGUUUACUUUUCAUAGUAGCGAACAUAAAUACUAUGGGAGUCAAAAAAGGAUGAGAUUGGUUUGGUAACUAACAUUCUUCCAGAUAUCUUUCUUCAUGUUUAGCAGAACAAAGACAUUUAUACAGUUUUGGAACAAUCUUUGGGUGAUGAUAGAAUUUACAUUUUUGGGUGAACUGUCCCUUUAAGUAAUGCUGCUAUGUUGCACCGCUCAAAUUCCUGCUGAAAUAAAUCUGUCUCAACCAGAGCUGCUCGUUUCCCAACCUUAUCUCGUCUCAUCCAUGCACCUUAUUGAAAAAUUGGCAAACUAUACAAUCGUCAUGUGUUUUAAACAUUUAAUAUUGCAAAAUUGGCUCAGUUGGUAGAGCAAAUGAUUGUAGAAAUAAAAGCUGAUAUCCUCAA